GGUGAUUUUCAAUUUUUAAGAACAAGUGGACAAACUACAAAAUUGCGUUGGCGGUGACCCAAAUAAGUAAAUCCAUGCUUUUCGCCUACCACCACCAACCCAUUUUUCUUUUGAUUUUCCUUUUCGAGAUACCAACGCCACCAACCAAAACUUGGUGGAAGUUGAAACCGAUCACUGAGGCGCGUCACCGCGUGAGUGGCCACCAGGUAUCCAGAUUCAUCAGAGCACAGCUUCCCCGCCUACUCCAUAUUUUCUGGAACAGCCUUCCACGCGCCACGGUGUCAAACAAGGCGCAAUGGAGCUUGCAUCUUCUACUUACGGUCAAAUGGCCAAACUGGGAAGGUGGCAUGUAUAAUGGCGAUGAAAACAAGCGAUUGGAUGCAUUACGAUUAGCCAUUGAGUUAGGAGCUGAUUAUAUCGACAUUGAACUUAAGGUUGCUCGUCAGUUCUAUGACUCCAUACGUGGAAAAGAACUCAACAAAACCAAGGUUAUUGUUUCAUCACACAACUACCAAUACACUCCAUCAGUUGAGGAUCUUGCCAACCUUGUGGCAGAGAUACAAGCAACCGGGGCAGACAUUGUGAAGUUUGCAACAACUGCCUUGGAUAUCACUGAUGUAGCACGCAUUUUUCAAAUAACAACACAUUCUCAAGUAAGCCACGUUCCAAUUAUUGCACUUGUUAUGGGUGAUAAGGGCUUAAUUUCACGUAUACUUUGUGCAAAAUUUGGCGGGUAUCUCACUUUUGGCACCCUUGAGGCUGGACUAGUUUCAGCUCCUGGUCAACCAACCAUUAAGGAUCUGCUGCAUCUAUACAAUUUCAGACGAGUGGGUCCUGAUACAAAAGUACUCGGCAUUAUUGGAAAGCCAGUCAGCCACAGCAAAUCACCCAUAUUGUAUAAUGAAGCCUUCAAAUCAAUAGGUUUUGAUGCUGUUUACGUUCAUUUACUGGUUGAUGACCUUGCCAACUUUCUCCGGACUUACUCAUCCACUGAUUUUGUAGGAUUCAGUGUUACCAUUCCUCACAAGGAAGCUGCACUUAAGUGCUGUGAUGAGGUUGACCCAGUGGCUAAGUCAAUAGGAGCAGUGAAUUGCAUUGUAAAGAGAUCUACUGAUGGGAAGUUGAUUGGAUAUAAUACAGAUUAUGUUGGUGCCAUUUCUUCCAUUGAGGAUGGUCUACGAGCUAAGGAUCAUAGCAAGACAGCUGCUUCACCAUUAGCAGGUAAGCUGUUCGUUGUGAUUGGAGCUGGUGGUGCUGGGAAGGCACUUGCUUAUGGUGCAAAAGAAAAAGGAGCAAGGGUUGUGAUUACCAACCGCACCUAUGAUCGUGCCAGAGAACUCGCUGAUAUGAUCGGAGGAGAAGCUCUAGCCCUUGCUGACUUGGAUAAUUAUCACCCGGAGGAUGGCAUGAUUCUAGCCAACACAACAUCAAUCGGAAUGCAACCAAAAGUUGAUGAAACACCAAUAUCUAAGCAUGCUUUGAAGUAUUACUCCCUGGUUUUUGAUGCCGUCUACACCCCCAAAAUGACUAGACUGUUGAAGGAAGCUGGAGAGUCGGGAGCUACUAUUGUAACAGGAUUGGAGAUGUUUUUAGGACAGGCUUGUGAACAGUAUGAGAAAUUUACUGGAUUGCCAGCACCUGAGGAGCUUUUCAGAAAAAUUUUGGCAGACUACCAAUGAGGUUCGCAAGACUCAACCACAAUUGACCAUGUUUCACCACGUUUUCAAGUUCUAGUAUUCCACUUCAUCCAAUUGGGUUGACUUUGUUUUGGAAUGGAAAUUAGUGGUGGAUAUGAUUGCUUCUCUGGCUUUUAAAUUACUUGUGAUCAGUAUAUGCUACGACUUCCAUUUUCCUCUACUUUCUAAGAAAAUUGAUUUUUUUUUUUCGUCUUUUUGAGAAGCACUAAUUAGUUUUUUGCUCUCAAAGUCACUGUAAUAGUAAAUAAUGCAUAGUGCUUCUUAUGUAGCUACCUCCAUUGAUGUAUCUUAUAUCUGUUUGAGAAUUUGUAUUUUCUGUGUUUUAUGCAAUAUCUUGAGCUAUGACCGCAGAUCUUAUUAA
Prosopis cineraria is the source of this 2058-nucleotide messenger RNA. Its product is annotated as bifunctional 3-dehydroquinate dehydratase/shikimate dehydrogenase, chloroplastic-like. The record is from RefSeq and is a predicted model, not a curated record. Lineage: Eukaryota; Viridiplantae; Streptophyta; Magnoliopsida; Fabales; Fabaceae. Gene Ontology annotation, biological process: chorismate biosynthetic process; shikimate metabolic process. The transcript is spliced from 11 exons. The coding region runs from base 75 to 1679 and encodes 534 amino acids. Gene Ontology annotation, molecular function: 3-dehydroquinate dehydratase activity; shikimate 3-dehydrogenase (NADP+) activity; NADP binding.